AUGUAUGGUCAAGGAAUAUACUUUGCGACGGAUUCCUCCAAAAGCGCUCAAAGCAUUUACACCAAAGGUUCCCAGAAACUUCUACUUUGUCAAGUUAUUCUCGGAAAGUCAAAAACUGUUCAGCAAUCGGACUAUAGUUUAAACAAGCAGAAGUUACGAUCUCAUGGAUACGACUCCGUUUACGCCCCACGUGGAACAGCUGUGAAGAACGAUGAGUUUGUGAUCUUCGAUCCAGACCAAGCUCUUCCUCAGUACAUCAUCCAUUUCUCUGACCUUAAUACUGUUCUCCCACCCUCUCCGUCAAAUCUCGCACCACAACAGCCACUUACCAUAAAAAAAAUGCUGCCAACAAGAACAGUGAAUUUCCAGGACCCGUUCGAAAUGUAUUACAGCUUCGCCGAGUCCCAUUUCAGAAGAAUGGCAGCUAAGGGUAAUCCACCGUUGACCGCGCAACAAGCUAAGAUUUCCUCCAUCGACAUCGUCAUUAACAACGUUCUUGAGACAAAGUUCCAAGCAACUAAAAGAAAAUUUCAAGCUCAAGGCAUCCCCGACCGAGAAAUUCUUGCUUAUCAUGGGACCGCACCGAGCAAUAUACAGAGUAUUUUGCAAAAAAACCUUCUGCUAAGUUUCGCCCGCAGACAGCUUUAUGGUAGAGGGAAUUAUUUCUCAGAAUUCCCAGGUAUCAGUUUAGGUUAUGGACAUGGUCUCCUUCUGUGUCGUAUUCUUCCCGGAAGAGAAUUCGUAGAUACCAGUGGAUCUAACAUUCCUUCUGGAUACAACUCAAAGAAAGUUCUGUUGACUGGUCAACCCGCAGGUGCUGCAGCGAACGCUAAUGGGGAAAUGAUCAUUAUUGACAAUUCUGAUCAAAUCUUGCCUUUCUACGUUAUUCAUCGUUGA
This is a messenger RNA of Dendronephthya gigantea, 897 nucleotides long. RefSeq lists its product as uncharacterized. The transcript has a single exon. The record is from RefSeq and is a predicted model, not a curated record. NCBI's taxonomy places the organism in Eukaryota, Metazoa, Cnidaria, Anthozoa, Malacalcyonacea, Nephtheidae. Gene Ontology annotation, molecular function: NAD+ poly-ADP-ribosyltransferase activity. The coding region runs from base 1 to 897 and encodes 298 amino acids.